Molecule: messenger RNA, 330 nt
Organism: Didymodactylos carnosus
Lineage: Eukaryota; Metazoa; Rotifera; Eurotatoria; Philodinida; Philodinidae
Source: the annotation of a GenBank genome assembly
AUGAAUGGACUACACCCUAAAAAAAAGAUAUUUCUUCUUUAUUACUCAAUGGCUGUGAAAUGGACCCUUCAAACGUUGAUCGCUGCUCAUUCACAUUGUCAAAAAAAUAAAGUUGAAAUACUUCAAAGCACAUUAUGUGGUUGUAUUCAAUGUUUGGCACAAUUUGAGCCUGGUGAAAUUUUUGAUUGGAGUGAUGAUCAAGAAACAGCAAUGUGUCCGUUAUGUGAUGGAUCCAAUUCAGUUAUAGGGAAUGCAUCUCAUUAUCCCGUAGAAAACGUUGAAUUUCUACAAAUGAUGAAAGAUAAAUGGUUUGAUCAGCAGUAUCAAUAA